Messenger RNA from Saitoella complicata NRRL Y-17804, 1266 nucleotides. Its product is annotated as glycoside hydrolase. The coding region runs from base 1 to 1266 and encodes 421 amino acids. Gene Ontology annotation, biological process: glucan catabolic process. Gene Ontology annotation, molecular function: beta-glucosidase activity. Gene Ontology annotation, cellular component: extracellular region; cell surface. The transcript is spliced from 3 exons. The record is from RefSeq and is a predicted model, not a curated record. NCBI's taxonomy places the organism in Eukaryota, Fungi, Ascomycota, Saitoellomycetes, Saitoellales, Saitoellaceae.
AUGAAGCUCACGAGGACACUUGCUGCUGGAUUGCUUGCUUUGGCUGGAUUGGUCACUGCUGCACCGGCAAGACUCACUAAACGAUCGUUCGAUUACUCCACCGAAAAGCUGCGAGGUGUCAACAUCGGCGGUUGGCUCGUACUGGAACCAUGGAUCACCCCAUCACUCUUUGAACAAUUCCCCGAUUACGGAGGUGACUCGCCCACUGUCGACGAAUACACUUUCUGUAAGACGCUCGGAUCGGACGAGGCGUACAAACAGCUUCAGCAGCAUUGGGAGAGUUGGAUCACGUACGAGGACUUCAAGGCAUUGGCUGAUGCUGGUGUGAAUACCGUCCGUAUUCCAAUUGGGUAUUGGGCUUUCGAGUUGUGGAAUGAUGAUCCGUAUGUGCAAGGCCAGCUGGCUUAUUUUGAUAAUGCAUUGGCGUGGGCGGAAGAAUUGGGAUUGAAUGUCAUGAUUGAUUUGCAUGGUGCGCCAGGCUCUCAGAACGGCUUCGACAACUCCGGUCAGCGAGGAAACAUCAACUGGCUCGAGGAAGACACCCUUACUCUCACGGUCAAGGUCAUUGACGAACUCGCCAGCAAGUACGCCAACCACCCCGCCGUCACCUCUAUCGAGCUCCUCAACGAGCCUCUCGGUGCUUCUCUGAACAUGACUGUCAUCAAGCAGUUCUACGAGGCUGGCUAUGGUACGGUUAGGCAGUAUUCUUCUGAGGUCGAUGUGGUGAUUCAUGAUGCGUAUGUUGGGUUGACCGAAUGGGACGGUUUCAUGAAUACCCCUGAUUACGACGCUGUCGUGCUCGAUACGCAUAUUUACCAAGUGUUCAACAACUGGCAGCUUGAACUCUCGCUCGAAGAUCAUGUUCGAGCGGCAUGCAACCAAUCCGACAGCAUCGGCCUCUCAAACCAGAAACUCUGGACCAUAGUUGGCGAGUUCUCAGGUGCGAUGACAGACUGUGCCCGCUGGCUCAACGGUUUCGGUAUCGGUGCCCGCUACGACGGUACCUACUACAAAGGCUCCUCCUGGAUCGACUCAUGUGAUGGUGAAUCAAACGUCAACUCCGCCUCCCAGUUCAGUGCCGACAAGAGAGCGAACAUCAGGCAGUUUGUUGAGGCACAGUUGGAUGCGUACGAGACUGGUGCUGGAUGGAUUUUCUGGACGGCGAAGACUGAGGCGGCGCCUGAGUGGAACUUUAUUGAUCUUGUGAAUAAUGGGGUUAUGCCGCAGCCUUUAACGGAGAGGUGGUAUGGACAGCAGUGCUCGUAG